This is a messenger RNA of Necator americanus (New World hookworm), 1296 nucleotides long. RefSeq lists its product as uncharacterized. The transcript is spliced from 2 exons. Lineage: Eukaryota; Metazoa; Nematoda; Chromadorea; Rhabditida; Ancylostomatidae. Gene Ontology annotation, molecular function: GTP binding; signal recognition particle binding; GTPase activity. The coding region runs from base 1 to 1296 and encodes 431 amino acids. Gene Ontology annotation, biological process: intracellular protein transport; SRP-dependent cotranslational protein targeting to membrane. The record is from RefSeq and is a predicted model, not a curated record. Gene Ontology annotation, cellular component: signal recognition particle receptor complex; endoplasmic reticulum membrane.
AUGAUCGAGCUUUUUGCAAUCUUCACGAAGGGAGGGUUUGGAUUAUGGGCGUUCCAGGAGGGAGCAGACCGUUUUGUAGAGGCAAUCAAUGCUUUCAUCAAAGACGUCCUCAUCCAAGAACGCGCAGUAACUCAUUUCAAAUACAAUGACGUUACCAUCAAAUUUAUUCUAGACAACGAAUUUGAGCUGGUGUUUGUAGUUAUUUACCAGUCUGCAAUUCAGUUGUCUUACACGGAUAAGCUUCUCACAGAUGUUCGUCAGCGGUUUCGCGACAUGUACAAGAAUGUGCUUUUAAACAAGCAAGUGCUUUAUCAGUAUGGACAAGAGUAUUUUCGUCAUUUCGAGAACGAAUUCGUCAACAUCCGUGAUGAUCUGAUGAGAAUGAACGUUAGGUCGACUGCUCUUCCGAAGAAACCUAGAACGUUCCAAGAAAGUGCGAAAUCACAGAAAACCAUAGAGUCUAUUAUUGUUAGUCGUCCUGGAGAGGAGAAGAAGCAGAAAAAGGUUGAGCCAUCAAAAAAGAUCAUAAAAGAGGAGACUACCAUAGUUUCCACGGAUUCGGGCAGCGAUGUAGGCUCUACUCCUGGUUCGCCAACCGAUGACAUUGUCAAAAGGAGAGAGCAGUUCUUGCGUAAGAUGAAUGCGAAUCCCAAAAAGGCUGCUCCGAAGACACCAGACACUGAGACAAAGAAGAAAGGAAAACAAGCGCGUGUGUGGGAGCUGUCUGGCGAUACGAAGAAUGCCACUAAUCUUGACUACUCUGGUGACAAAGACAAGUCGCAAGCGAAUGGUCGUGAUGAGGAAGAUUUGGCGUUUAUUAGUGAGCAACGUAAAUUCGUUGGUAAAUCUGCUGAACUGCAAGGGUUUUCUGAUGAAGAAAGUGACGGCGAAGAAGAAAUUGUGGCCACUAAAGCCAGCGGUGGAUGGUUUGGUGCAUUCAAGAAUUUAGUCGGUAACAAAAAGCUUACAGCUGAGGACAUACAGCCAGUCCUUGAGACGAUGAGGGAGAAUCUGAUUCUGAAGAAUGUGGCCGCGGAGCCAGCAGAUAAGAUCUGUCAGUCCGUCGAACGAAAGUUGGAAGGCAAGGUUGUUAGUACCUUUAGCCGAGUCAGCUCUGAAGUGAAGGAAGCUGUCAGGGAGUCUCUCACUCAGCUGCUUACUCCGAAACGUCGUGUUGACAUCUUGCGUGACAUUGCGGAGGCAAAACACGAAGGACGUCCAUAUGUGGUCGUGUUUUGUGAAUCACUUUCGAGUCCUUAUCGCUGCGGGAGAUACUUUUCGUGCUGGUGCUGUUGA